Acaulospora colombiana is the source of this 365-nucleotide messenger RNA. The record is from the annotation of a GenBank genome assembly. NCBI's taxonomy places the organism in Eukaryota, Fungi, Glomeromycota, Glomeromycetes, Diversisporales, Acaulosporaceae.
AUGUCCCGUACCAUCAGCUAUCCUGAUGGGAUUACUGAUCUUCGGUUAAAUCUAAGUACCCUACUGACCCUGUCUCCCUCUAGUAUGAUGUGGGCCGCCAUAACUGCCAUGUCGAGUCGUAUAUACAUGAACAUGGUCAAAUUAGCCCGCCAAAAUGCUCACCAGCAAUCAGACAACUCUAGUAGUGACAGUUUACCCUUCCCUAGGAAGGGUCCGUUUCCUAGAGUCAUCGGACGCCCACUGCCCGCCACCAUCGCCAAUCCUAGCCGCAACCAUCGUCACACCAACUCCAAUUCCAUCAGCAGUCGGUCAAAGACACCGAAGCGGGCAGAAGCGUUGAUGCAAAUACCGGAGGAACCGCCGCG